AUGCUCUAUCCAUUGAUGCUUCAAGCGUUCGUCAUUGUUGUGCAUAUCGUCCCGGAAGCCCGCCUGCAUCGUCCAAACGUCAGGGGUAUAUAUACUUUGGAGGAACAAGUUCACGAGCACGAAAUCGUGAUACCACGGAAAGUGACCCAUAGGGGGGAGCUUAUCUCGCACAACGUGACCCACCACCACCACGAGGAUGGACCAGUGGUUCACUACCGAUUGUCGGUCGCCAGUAACGAGUACCACAUCGAGAUGAUCGCCGUGGACAACUUCAUUGGUCCUGGGAUGGUCGUCGAAAGAAGAAAACGUGACGUGCACAUGCGCACCCGGCCGAAAAAUCAGUCGAGCAAAUGCCAUUAUCGAGGCUUCAUUCACGGUCAUCCGAACUCCCAAGUUGCAUUGUCUGCCUGCGACGGUUUGGCGGGCAUGCUGCGCGGCGUGUACGGGGAGUUCUGGUUGGAACCAGUCGCCGUGUCCCCGGAAGAAGAACGAGUCAGCCCGGAGGAAAGGCUGGAAGACGCCGACGCCGACGCCGGCGCCGAGGACCACGAUUCGGCCGGCCUCCGCCGGAAACUCCACUCGUUGGUCGGUAGGCCACAUCUCGUGUUCCGUAGAUCCGUAGAGAAGUCGCAGCUCGAAAUCGGCGGUGUUGGCCGCACCAGACGCCGACGAAAAAAGAAAAGAAAACUCGAGAGAAACUGCGGGACUCGCGAGCCUAGACGAUUGACGGAAACGCGACUGGAGUGGCAGACGCAACCGGGUCUCGUUCAGGUUCAAGGGCGAGGCCGAAGGAAACAUCAUCAGACGAAACGAUGGCAGCGUUCCAAGAGAUCGAUCAGUCGACCGCGUCACGUCGAGGCCCUCGUUGUCGCUGACACGACGAUGAUGGCUUUUCAUCAGGACGGCGACGUCGAGACGUAUCUACUGACCAUCAUGAACAUGGUGUCGUCGCUCUACCUGGACCCCACAAUCGGGAAUUUCAUCAACGUCGUCGUCGUCAGAAUUAUUCUCGUCGAGGAGGACGAGGCGGAACAAGGGCUGGACAUCACGGUGAACGCGGACAGGACGCUGUACAAUUUCUGCAAGUGGCAACAGAAGCUGAAUCCGGCGGACGAUUCGCAUCCGAAUCACCACGACGUUGCGAUUUUAGUGACAAGGGAGGACAUCUGCUCGAGGGCGAACACUCCGUGCAGCACUUUGGGAGUAGCCCACGUAGCCGGUAUGUGCCAACCGGACCGCAGUUGCAGCGUCAACGAGGACAAUGGAAUCACCCUGGCGCACACGAUCACGCACGAAUUGGGACACAAUUUCGGGAUGUACCACGACACGGAAAAAAUCGGUUGCAGCAAACGAGACGGUGACACGCUACACGUGAUGACGCCGACAUUCGAGGUGGACACCAUCGGAGUGGCUUGGUCGAGAUGCUCCAAAAGGGACAUCACGAAUUUUUUGGACCAAGGGAAAGGCGAAUGUUUGGAGGACGAACCGGCAGAUAACGAUUACGCGUAUCCGGAUUUGCCACCUGGCGCGAUGUACAAUGCGGAGCAUCAGUGCAGGCUACAGUUUGGCGUCCGGGAAGCUUCUGUCUGUUCUCCAUUACAAGAGAUCUGCUCGAAAUUGUGGUGCAUCGUGGACGGUACUUGCACCACCAUGCUUCAUCCAGCUGCCCCAGGAACCCAUUGCGGGAAACACAUGUGGUGUCAGAACCAAGAGUGUGUACCGAUCGUGGACAGGCCACGUCAGAUCGACGGCGGAUGGGGUGAAUGGGGCUCUUGGAGCGAGUGCUCGAGAUCUUGUGGUGCCGGGGUCACGAUCGUCGAGCGAAAAUGCGAUCAUCCGGAGCCGGCGCACGGUGGGAAGUUCUGCAUCGGCGAGAGGCGUCGAUACAAAAUUUGCAACACGCAGUCCUGCCCGGAAGGCACGUACAGCUUCAGAGCCGUGCAGUGCAGUAAUUACGACGGCAAGGAGUACAAGGGGAAAAAUUACACCUGGCUACCGUACUUUGAUCAAACGGAACCUUGCGAAUUGUAUUGCACCGAUACAGAGGAAAGCGUGAUCGUUCCAUGGGGUGAAGCAGCUCUGGAUGGUACACCCUGCAACGUCGGUACGAGGGACAUGUGCAUCGCUGGAAUCUGUAGAAAAGUUGGUUGCGAUUGGACGGUCGACUCCGACGCCACGGAAGAUCGUUGCGGGAUUUGCCACGGGGACGGGACGCAAUGCGAAACCACAGGAGGAGUUUACGACAAAAACGACGGGCCAGGAUACAAAGAAGUGGUCGUUGUUCCGUCAGGAUCGCGAAACAUAAAAAUAGAAGAAAUUGGUAACAGCAAGAAUUACAUUGGCAUAGGCGUGCCUAACUCUGACAAGUAUUUCCUCAAUGGUAAACGGCAGAUCACUUUAGCCGGAGAGUAUGAGGUAGCCGGAACUCCAGCUUUGUACGAAAGAGAUCGUGACAGGGAGAAGAUACGAAUUCCCGGGCCUAUUAAAGAGGACAUCGCAGUCUACUUAAUUUCCAGAGGACACUACCGGAAUUUCGGGCUGCGGUACGAGUACACAGUGCCGAAGAAAGAACCUGACCGGGCACCCGAGUACUUUUGGGUAUUUUCGGACUGGUCGCUCUGUACUGUUACUUGCGGCGGUGGCACACAAAUCUCGAAGGCCCUCUGCAACGAGAAGAAGAGCGGCGUUGUCGAGGACCACUUUUGCGAAGACAUCGAGAAACCGGAAUCAUUGCUGCGGGAGUGUAAUCUGAACCCAUGUCCAGCCAGAUGGUGGAUUGGCCCGUGGCAGAUGUGUCCGGUAACGUGUGGCGAAGGUGCACUUCGAAAGCGAUCGGUGAUGUGCGUCUCCUCGGGAAUGGGGCCGGAUCGUUCGGACCUAGCUUUGCCCGAUCGUGAUUGUAAUAGGGACGUGAGACCCGAAGAAGUUAGUCCGUGUCCCAACUUACCCCCUUGCGGUUCGACCACCGAGGCGCCUUUGAUAGUAUACGCGGAUAAUAAGGAUGCGUCUUUCUACAAUGUAAGCUCGAACGAUCAGGAUAGCAUCACGAUCGUCGACGGUUUGACCACGGAAGAACCGGAGAUCCUCGAGUUCGACAACGUUGUGGACGACAACCCGGACAAUUCCAUGUACAAUACCAAGUCGAAGUGGAUCGUUUCGAAGUGGAAUCACUGCUCGAACGGAAAAAGAAAUAGGAAGGUGACAUGUUCUGUGCAGGGAGACUGUAAUCCGGAGAACAAGCCGACUACUGUUGAACUGUGCCAGGGCGGAAGGUGGAUUACAGGAAGAUGGGGUCCUUGCAACGCGACUUGUGUGGCAAGGGUCGGCAUAAAACGCAGGGAAGUCGAAUGUCGUGACCGUAUAACGGAAUUACUGUCCGACGAUUGCAACCCCGAGAGAAGGCCAAUCGAUACGAGGCGUUGUUAUCAUAGGCGGCAAUGCGCAAACGAUAAGUCCGAAUGCAAAGACAGCAUUGCCCCUGCUUCUGUGUGCGCAACGUACAAACGCAUGUGCGACGUAUCAUCGAUCGUCCAAGAGAAAUGUUGCGCUACAUGCUUCAAAAAACGUAGACACGGCCGUCACAACAGAAGACAGAUCCUCGAUGACUGACCGAUCGACAACUAGAUCAUCUGAACUAGAAUGUCGACACAACCAAUACGACGAACCCUUUUUCGUAAAAUACAAUCCGUCCCAGUUGUGUACUUGUUUUAACAUUCUCCAGUGCACCAAGAAGUU
Molecule: messenger RNA, 3735 nt
Organism: Dufourea novaeangliae
Lineage: Eukaryota; Metazoa; Arthropoda; Insecta; Hymenoptera; Halictidae
Product: A disintegrin and metalloproteinase with thrombospondin motifs 7-like
Exons: 16
Coding region: 1-3609 (1202 amino acids)
Biological process (GO): extracellular matrix organization; proteolysis
Cellular component (GO): extracellular matrix
Molecular function (GO): metalloendopeptidase activity
Source: RefSeq, a predicted model, not a curated record